UGCAUAAGGUAAGUGUGGAAAUAUAUUGUGGAUUACACUGUACUGUUUGCUUUAACUGUAUCUUUAAAUCUGAGUUGUGAUAAUGGCUUCGAUUGAUGAGUUUUUUCAAGCUCCUUCUGAUCACCUUCUCACCCAAUACACAAAAGAACAGCUUUUAAAAAUAGCUGAUAAUUAUGGGGUUGAGAUUGGUGAUAAAAGGUUAAAAGAAAAUAUUAGAACCAUUUUGAAGACAAACUUGGUGGAGUCUGGAAUCCUUAAAAGGGAGGAAUUUCAGGCCCAAGGAACCAAUGCAACAUUGAAUUUUGAACAACAGAAAGAAUUGUUAAAAAUGCAAUUGGAAUAUGAAAAACUUAAACAGGAAAGAGAACUUGAAGUACAGUUAGAACUUGAAAAAAUGAAAUUUAAAACUGAACAGACCAAAUUAGAGUUGGAACAUUAUAAGCUGAAUCUGAUUAAAGACGGUAAGCUUAAUGAGUGUUCAGGAAGGGACAGUGUAGGGUUUAGUGAAACGUCUUCUAGAUCUGAUUUAAGCACAAAGUUAAAGAUGGUGCCAAAAUUUAAUGAGAGAGAUCCUGACACAUUUUUUUCGUUGUUUGAGCGGGUUGCGGAAACUUGUGAGUGGUUAGACACAGAACGCACUCUGUUGUUGCAAUGUGUGUUCACUGGAAAAGCACAGGAAGCAUAUUCUGCAUUAAGUUCAACAGAUAGUAAAAUAUAUGUUAAAGUGAAAGCUGCUGUAUUGAAAGCCUAUGAGUUGGUACCUGAAGCCUAUCGACAACAUUUCAGGGGUGUGAGAAAGCGAGAGCAACAGACUCAUGUGGAGUUUGUGAGGGAGAUGGUUCUCCAGUUUAAUCGCUGGUGUUCGGCAUCAGAAGUUGUCACUUUUCAACAGCUUUGUGAUUUGGUAACACUUGAACAAUUUAAAAACUGUGUACCAGACAGUGUUGCUACUUAUUUAAAUGAAAGAAAAGUUAAAACACCCCAUGAAGCAGCGGUGCUGGCCGAUGAGUACAUCCUCACUCAUAAAAGUACAUUUGUUGACGACAAAGUUGUUGUGCAGAAUAGUGGUUCGGUACGCACAAGCAAAUCUUUUCUGUUACAUGGGGAGUCUGGUUCCUCUAGGUUCGAUCGUGGCUGGAAGAAAGGUGAUCCCAGUAAGAAUUGUAAUUAUUGUCAGCGUAAGGGGCACUGGAAAAAUGAUUGUCCUGUACUUAAAAGAAAAUCUAAGUUCUUAGGUAAUGCACAGGUAAAGCCAGCUGCUUUAGCUGCUUCAGCCCAGAAAAAAAUCCAAAUACAUAGUUCCAAUGACCUCUGUCCUGUGGCAGAGUCAAAUGAGGAUGAUGACUUUUCAGCCUUUAUUUCGGAUGGUUAUGUCUCCCUGUGUGGAGAGAAGGUGCCUAUUAAAAUCUUGAGAGACACUGGGGCAAAACAUAGUUUUAUCUGUGAGUCUGUCCUUCCUUUCUCCUCAUAUUCAGAUACUAGGAAUUUCAUAUUGAUGAGGGGAAUGGGCAUGACUAUGGUUCCAGUGCCAGUACAUAAAAUGGAAUUGGUUUCUGGUUUUGUUACUGGAGAGGUGGAAAUAGGUGUCCGUCCAGCCUUGCCUGUUGAAGGGAUCGACAUGAUUCUUGGCAAUGAUCUGGCAGGAAGUAGAGUUUGGGCUGAUGAUCCACCUUAUGUUGUCACUCAGGUUCCUGAAUUGCCACGAUCACAAACAGAGGUGGUGGAAACAAAUGAGGUUUUGUCUGAAGUGGAAUGGUUUCCAGUAUGUGCAGUAACUCGAGCAAUGGGGCGGAGAAAAGAUGAGGCUGCAGAGCAGGACGUAGCUGAGUCUAAAGUAAUGGUUGUCCCUGUGCCUCUUGAUUCCAUCUCUCAUGGAGAGUUGAUUGAGGAACAAAAGUCUGAUCCUUCAAUAAAAGCACUUUUUGAGUUGGUGUCUCCUAUGGAGGAGAUGGAAACUGCAGCUCAGGGAUAUUUUGUGAAAGAUAAUGUCCUGGUUCGUAAAUGGUGUCCCCAAACUGACAAUUUUGUGGGAAAAUCAGUGGUGCAAAUUGUGGUGCCUGCCAAAUUUAGAGAGAUGGUGAUGAAAGCCUCCCAUGAUGGUGUAGCAGGACACAUGGGGGUUCAAAAAACAUAUCACCGGAUCUUGUGUCAUUUUUUUUGGCCACGAUUGAAAAAGGAUGUAUCGGCAUACAUAAAGACGUGCCACACUUGUCAGUUGACGGGUAAACCUAAUCAGACUAUAAGUCCAGCACCAUUGUACCCUGUACCAAAUGGAAAAUCAAAGUUGUGCCAUGUAAAUUUGUUAAAGCCAUAUUGUGCUCGUAUGUCGCCAUCUCCUAGUCUCAAGGAGGCCCCUUGUUUUUCCAGGUAG
Molecule: messenger RNA, 2371 nt
Organism: Cynoglossus semilaevis (tongue sole)
Lineage: Eukaryota; Metazoa; Chordata; Actinopteri; Pleuronectiformes; Cynoglossidae
Exons: 3
Coding region: 83-2371 (762 amino acids)
Biological process (GO): proteolysis
Molecular function (GO): zinc ion binding; nucleic acid binding; aspartic-type endopeptidase activity
Source: RefSeq, a predicted model, not a curated record